This is a messenger RNA of Oryzias latipes (Japanese medaka), 17110 nucleotides long. It is a transcript of the gene mdn1, whose product is annotated as midasin AAA ATPase 1. Gene Ontology annotation, biological process: ribosomal large subunit assembly; ribosomal large subunit export from nucleus. NCBI's taxonomy places the organism in Eukaryota, Metazoa, Chordata, Actinopteri, Beloniformes, Adrianichthyidae. Gene Ontology annotation, molecular function: ATP hydrolysis activity; ATP binding. The record is from RefSeq and is a predicted model, not a curated record. Gene Ontology annotation, cellular component: preribosome, large subunit precursor; nucleus.
GAAACUUACCAGAACGUGCUGUUGAAGCUCGUGAUGAUAAUAUUAAUUCUCCUGGCUGGUCCGCAUAUUUAGACGUGAGGCGCGCGCCGUCCGGUUUUUACUCGAGCUUAGUGGCGCGUGAGCCACAGGUUAGUGGAGGAUGGAGAAUCUGGAGGUGAGCCUGUCAUGCCUGGGCUUCAUCUGCAGACAUGCCGACAAGAGCCAGCGUGAGCUCAAACACCUCCUGUCCAAGCAGAUAUGGAACCACGACGACAGACGGUGUAUUCUGGAGUGCUUGGCUCAGCUCCUCCUGGAGAAGGAGCACACUUUGCUGAUUGCUCGCCACCUGAGACCUCUGGUUUUGGACCUGUUGGAGCGCAGCGCUCAGCAGGUCAGAGCCGGGGGCCGGAUCAACCAUGACCUCCAUGAACGCCUCUGUGUGGCCCUCAGCAGACUGCUGGGUAUCUGCCCUGACGCGCACCUGUUUGCUUUGAGGUACUUCAGCAGCGCCCCCCCAGUGUUUCAGAGGCUCUUCUUCACCAACGAGGAGGCAUCAGCUGUCCAGUAUGGCCCCAGGAGGAUGAAGCUGCGAGACCUGAUGGGCGCCACUCUGCGUUUCCUUCAGAGCGACUGUGCUAGAUUUGCAUCGCUGUGGGACUGGAGUCCCUGUGUGUCCCAGCUUCAGACCAGCGACGCCAUGGUUCGAGGGUACACUGCACAGUGUUUAGCACUCGUAUGUCACAUGACUGAUAACCAAAAGAUGAUUUUCCUGAGGAAGCUGCUGACGAACGAGGAGAUCCUGCACAUGAAAAUGCAAGCUUUGGAGGAGAGUCGGCACAUGGAGACAGAGAAGGCCCUGGUGCUGGCCAAUCAGAGCUCUGUCUUGUGGCACCAGAAUGCGGCCAAUAAGUUCACCAGAGGUCAGGUGGUAUCAGAGGACCUUUCCCCAAAUGUGGUAGCAGUUUGUGGUGUCGUGCUUCCCACAGUCACCCCCAGACAGACCAAUCAGCCGAACCCAAAGAACCUGGUGCUGGUGGGCUCAACCUGCCGGGACCUGAGGAGACUGGCUCUGGCUGUGGCCUCGCAGAAACCGGUGCUCCUCGAGGGCCCCAUCGGGUGCGGUAAAACUGCCUUGGUGGAGUUCCUGGCUGCCGCCACGGGACACUGGAAGGCUUCAGAGAUCAUGAAGGUGCAGCUUGGAGAUCAGACGGACAGCAAGAUGCUGCUGGGGAUGUAUCGCUGCACUGACGUUCCCGGGAAGUUUGUGUGGCAGCCCGGAACGUUGACGCAGGCUGUGGCCAAAGGCCAGUGGAUUCUGCUGGAGGACAUUGACCAUGCACCUUUGGAUGUUGUUUCUGUGCUGCUGCCGUUGAUGGAGAGUAAAAAGCUGCUGAUUCCUGGACGAGAUGACUGCAUUGAUGUUGCUCCUGGAUUUCAGUUUUUUGCGACAAGAAGGUUGUGCUUCAGUGGAGGAAGCUGGCACAGGCCGCAGAACUCCCAUGCUGCUUUGCUGGACAAGUACUGGACCAAGCUGCAGAUGGGAAACAUGACACGAGAGGAGCUGAAGAAAGUUCUGGUCAGCAGGUAUCCAGGACUGAGCGUGGUGUCAGAUCGUCUGUUGGACAUCUACUGUCAGCUGACCGGGGACAAACACUCUGACCCGAACACCAACGACCUCCUGAGUCCGGACGACGACGACCCUCCUGCAGAAGACAGAGUCUCGCCUCUGGAGGGGAGAGCUCUGUCCCUGAGGGACCUUCUGAAGUGGUGCGAGCGCAUCAGUGUCGGCUUUGACAACACAUCCUCAGCUACAGCACAGCACGUCUUCCUGGAGGCUCUCGACUGCUUCACUGCCAUGCUGUCUUCUUCCAGCAGCCGGCUGCGAUUGGCUGAAAUCAUUGGAAGUAAACUCAACAUCUCCAAAGAGAAGGCGCAGCACUUCUGUCAGAUGUACCGGCCCGACGUCCGCCUCGGCGAGCUGCAGGCCUGCGUGGGCAGGGCCACUCUGCAGAGAAAGCAGGCCGAGGCCGUGAUGCUGACGCAGCACAGAGAGACAUUUGCUGCCACGCGGGGCUCCUCGGUUCUGCUGGAGCAGCUGGCGGUGUGUGUGGCCAAAGGAGAGCCCGUUCUCCUGGUGGGGGAGACUGGAACUGGGAAGACCUCCACCGUGCAGCACCUGGCUAGAAUAACAGGUCACAGACUUCGAGUCGUCAACAUGAACCAGCAAAGCGACACGGCCGACCUUCUAGGAGGGUACAAGCCAGUGGACCACAAACAGCUCCUGCUCCCUCUGCGCGAGGCUUUCGAGGACCUGUUCUCUCAGACCUACUCCAGGAAGCAGAACCUGACCUUCCUGGGUCACGUGCAGACCUGCUUCAGAGGGAAGCGCUGGCAGGACCUGCUCAAGCUCAUGGACCACGUCUGCAAGUCUGCUCUAACAAAAGGACUACAGGAGAAGUGCAACGCUGCUUCCCUGCAGGAACAGUGGGAGGCGCUCUCUUCCAGACUUAGUCAGACCCAGCAGCAGAUCCGAACCUGUGAGACCGCCAUGGUGUUUGCUUUCGUGGAGGGAACGCUGGCUCAGGCGGUGAAGAAAGGCCACUGGAUCCUGCUGGAUGAGAUCAACCUGGCAGCAGCAGAGACGCUGGAGUGUCUGAGUGGACUGUUGGAGGGCAGCGCCGGCUCUCUGGUGCUUCUGGACCGAGGAGACACAGAGCCUCUGGUUCGCCACCCGGACUUCCGGCUGUUUGGCUGCAUGAACCCAGCGACUGAUGUGGGAAAGAGGAACCUCCCUCUGGGUCUUAGAAACCGGCUCACUGAGUUCUAUGUGGAGGAGCUGGAGAACGAAGGAGACCUGCGCAUCCUGGUUUCAGAUUACCUCAAAGGGCUGAACCCACCCAAGAAUGUGGUCACCGGUGUCAUCAGCUUUUACCUGAACGUGCGAAAGGAGGCCAACAGCAGUCUGGUGGAUGGUACGGGUCACCGGCCUCACUACAGCCUCCGUACUCUGUGUAGGGCCCUGAAGUAUGUGGCGGGAAACCCCUGUCAGAGCGUGCAGCGCUCGCUCUAUGAGGGUUUCUGCCUGAGCUUCCUGACCCAACUGGACAGAAGCUCCCACCCCAGGGUCCAGAAGCUGGUCUGUCAGCACAUCCUGAUGGGAAACACCAAAUGCUUCAAACAGCCCAUCCCUGCCCCCGCCGGCCGGCCCAGCGUGCCCAUCGAGGGUUACUGGGUGUCUCAGGGUGAAAUGGAGCCAGCUCUGGACCCGAGCUACAUCCUGACCGCCUCGGUGAAGCUCAACCUACGCGACCUGGCCCGAGUGGUCUCAGCGGGGACCCACCCAGUCCUGAUCCAGGGAGAGACUUCCGUGGGAAAGACCAGCCUCAUCCGCUUCCUGGCCGCCGCCACGGGCAACCAAUGCGUGAGGAUCAACAACCACGAGCACACAGACAUCCAGGAGUACAUCGGCUGCUACUCUUCAGACAGCCGCGGCAAGCUGGUGUUCAAAGAAGGGGUUCUGAUCGACGCCAUGAGGAAAGGCUACUGGAUCAUCCUGGACGAGCUGAACCUCGCCCCCACCGAUGUCCUGGAGGCACUGAACCGCCUGUUGGACGACAACAGGGAGCUCUUUGUGGCCGAGACCCAGGAGGUGGUGAAGGCCCACCCCAGGUUCAUGCUGUUCGCGACUCAGAACCCGCCCGGUCUGUACGGCGGGAGGAAGGUCCUCUCCCGGGCCUUCAGGAACCGCUUUGUGGAGCUUCACUUCGAUGAGCUUCCCAGUGGGGAGCUGGAGAGCAUCCUUCAUCAGAGGUGCAGCCUGCCUCCAUCCUACUGCUCCAAGCUGGUCAAAGUCAUGCUGGACCUUCAGUCUUUACGCAGAGGAUCUUCUGUGUUUGCGGGAAAGCACGGCUUCAUCACGCUCAGAGAUCUGUUCCGCUGGGCCGACCGCUACAGGCUGGAAGAGCAGACGGAGGCCUCUCAGGACUGGCUGCAGCAUCUGGCAGACGAUGGAUUCAUGCUGCUGGCAGGGCGAGUCAGAAAGCCGGAGGAGGAGGUCACCAUCCUGUCCACCCUGGAGAAGCAUUUCAAGAGAAAGGUGGACCCCGAAGCCCUGUUCUGUCAGAAACAGGUCGCCAGUCAGUUCAGUCCAUCUGUCGGCAGCGCCCCGGAGGGGUUUGGUCACGUGGUCUGGACCGGGGGUAUGAGGCGGCUGGCCGUGCUGGUGGGUCGGGCUCUGCGCUUCGGCGAGUCUGUCCUGCUUGUGGGAGAAACGGGAUGUGGAAAAACCACCAUCUGCCAGAUGUUUGCUGCUCUGGCUGGACAGACGCUCUACUCUGUCAACUGUCAUCUUCACAUGGAGACGUCAGACUUCCUUGGAGGCCUUCGACCUGUCAGACACUCCCAUCAGACGGAUGCUGAUGACAGCAGGCUGUUUCAGUGGCACGACGGCCCUUUGGUCAUCGCCUUGAAGGAGGGAGGAGUCUUCCUCAUGGAUGAGAUCUCACUGGCCGAUGACUCUGUGCUGGAAAGACUCAACAGCGUUCUGGAGACAGAGAAGUGCCUCGUCCUGGCAGAGAAGGGCAGCGGCGAUGACGACGACGUAGAGCUGAUCAAAGCUGAUCAAGCUUUCCGUCUGGUUGCCACCAUGAACCCCGGAGGAGACUUUGGCAAAAAGGAGCUGUCUCCUGCCCUCAGGAACCGCUUCACAGAGAUCUGGUGCCCUCAGAGCAACAGACGCAGUGACCUGGUCCAGAUCAUCAACCAUAAUCUGCACUCAGGCCUUUCACUCAAAGGAGGGGACAUCGCAGAGCUGAUGCUGGAUUUCAUCGAGUGGCUAACCCAUCAGGACUUUGGUCGGCGCUGCAUCCUCAGCGUUAGGGAUGUCCUGUCCUGGGUCAACUUCCUCAAUGCCGUGAGCAAGCGGGACGAGGAUCGCCUCAUGACCACAGAACCUGUGGGAGACGAGGGAACGGACCUCAAACUGGACUCUGUCACUGCUUUCAUUCACGCUGCAUGUUUGGUUUACAUCGACAGCAUUGGUUCAGGAACCACGGCGUCCUGUGCAGACAACGCUCUCCUGGCUCGACGGUUGUGCCUCGGCUUCCUGGAGCAGAGGUUAAGCAAACUGACCGAACUAGAUCAAAGAAUGCUGGAUGCACUGAGGGUCUAUGACAGCCGCCUGCCACGGGAGCCUCUGUGGGGAGAAGACUUCUUUGGCAUUGAUCCCUUCUACAUCGCCUUAGGUCCUUGCACUGAUGGCCGUGACCUGGUGGACUACGCCAUCACAGCAGGCACAACAGCAGUAAACGCCCAGAGGCUCCUGCGAGCGCUGAAGCUCCGGAGGCCAGUGCUGUUGGAGGGCUCCCCUGGGGUGGGAAAGACCAGCCUUGUGGCGGCACUGGCUAAAGCAUCCGGAAAUCAUCUGGUCAGAAUCAACUUGUCUGAGCAAACGGACGUUACCGACCUUUUUGGGACAGAUCUCCCCGUGGAGGGUGGAAAGGGGGGCGAGUUUGCAUGGCGUGACGGCCCCCUCCUGGCUGCUCUGAAAGCGGGGCACUGGGUCGUCCUGGACGAGUUGAACCUGGCUUCCCAGUCGGUCCUUGAGGGCCUGAACGCCUGCUUUGAUCAUAGAGCUGAGAUCUUCAUUCCUGAACUGGGUUUGAGCUUCCAGGUUCAGCACGAAAAAACAAAGAUCUUUGGCUGCCAGAACCCUUUCACUCAAGGCGGGGGGCGCAAAGGACUGCCCAAGUCCUUCCUGAACAGAUUUACUCAGGUUUUUGUGGACCAGCUCAGCAGUGAAGACAUGGAGUUCAUAGCAGACUCUAUUUUCCCCAACAUUGAUAAGGAAAUCCGGGUGAAAAUGGUGGAGUUCAGUAACAAGCUCGUUCAGGAGGUGUGUGUGCAGAGGCACUGGGGCCAGCGGGGCAGUCCCUGGGAGUUUAACCUGCGCGACAUGUUUCGCUGGUGCCAGCUGAUGCAGAACGACCAGACGCCUGGACUUUACAACCCGGGCCAACAUGUGGGCUUGGUUUAUGCGGACAGAAUGAGGAGUGAGGCUGAUAAGGCUCAGGUGCUGGUGGUGUUCAGGGAGGUGUUUGGUGGGGACUCCGCUCCUUACUGUGGCUCCCGGCACUUCCACAUCACUCCUCUCAGUUUGCAGGUGGGGCUCUCUGUGCUGCCUCGCAUUGGAGGCUUCCCGCUGGCUCUGGACCCCCCUCUGUCCAUCACACACAAGGCUCUGCGGCCGCUGGAAUCCCUGAUGAAGUGUGUGGAGAUGGGCUGGAUGGCCGUCUUGGUGGGCCCCACAGGCAGCGGAAAGACCAGCCUGGUGAGGCUGCUGGCGCUGCUGACAGGACGCCACCUCAGGGUCAUGGCCAUGAACAGCUCCAUGGACACCACAGAGCUGCUGGGGGGCUUUGAGCAGGUGGACAUCAUGCGGCUGUGGCAGCAGGUGCUGGAGACUGUGGAGCAAGGCGUUGCCAUGGUAACAAGGCGUGGCCUGAUGUCGCUUGAGGUGGGAAUGCGGGACACAGAGUUCCUGCUGCACAGGUGGGGCCUAUUCUGCCAGUGGCAGAAGCACAAAGAUCUGCAGAGAAUCGGAGGAACGGUCGGCUCAGAGGAUCUGAACAAGCUGGAGGUCAUCAUCGUCCUCCUGCAGAAGCUCAACUCCAAGCUCAAAGUCUUUGCUGACAUGUCCAAGCUGGAGAGGAACUUCACGCUGCUGAAGGAGCGCAUGGCUCAGCAGGAGGACGGAUGGACAAACGGAGGCUUCGAGUGGUUGGACGGCAUGCUGGUCCAAGCUCUUCAAACGGGGGACUGGCUGCUCAUGGACAAUGCCAACUUCUGCAGUGCUUCAGUCCUGGACCGACUCAAUGCUUUGCUGGAGCCCAACGGAUCGCUGACUGUCAGUGAGCGAGGGGUUAUAGACGGAAAGACCCCCAAAAUCUCCCCACACCCAGACUUCAGGUUGUUCCUGACCAUGGACCCCGUUCAUGGGGAGCUCUCCAGAGCGAUGAGGAACAGGGGGGUGGAGCUGUUCAUCCCAGAGGAGCAUGAAGAUGUGUUCUGGGACACACUAGACAUGAAGACCUUACUCCACACUGCUGGGGUGACCGGAAAGUGUGUGUGCAACCUGCUGAUUGAAAUCCACAAAGGCGUCAAGUCUGCCAUCUGGGAUUCUCCGGCCUCAUCCACGACUUCGCUGCUCCACGCCGCUGCCCUGCUGUCUAGCCAGCUGCACAGAGGUCUCGAUUUACCCAGCGCCCUGCAGAACGCCUGCAGAGAGGCGUACGCUGUGUGUCAACGAAGCUCCGCCAGCCAAAAGCUGGCCCAGCAGGUGAUUGAGCAGCACCUGGCGGUCCUGGACUCAGAAGUGUGGGGGGGUGAGCUGCUGUGUCCCGGAGUUUGGCCUGACGGGCUCCCCUCUGCCCUCCUCUGCGCUGAGGACUCCUGCUUCUCCACCGUCCUCAGAGACGGACAGGUCCUCCUGUUCUGCCUCAACUCUCUCAGCCUGCAGGGGAAACGGAAUCGUCCUCUCAGCUUACAUGACCUGCAGCGAGCUCUGCAGGGCAGCGGCGUCCACGAAGGCCUGCAUUUCUCCGGAGGAGGGGGGGGGCCGGAGGAUCCUCUGAGGCUCCUCCCCACGGCGGUGCAGCUCGUCACAGAGAGAGCCUCUCAUGGAGACUGGCUCCUCCGCAGCAGCUGGCUCUCACAUCUGGUGAAGAGCUUCCAAUAUUCUCCAGGUCUGGUGCUGGUUCAGAUAGAGGCGGGUAACAAGGCUCUGAAGACGGCGUUCAACAGCAAACUUGGUGCAAAGGGGAAGUCAUUGGCAGGGUUUCUGCAGCCUCGUGACACAGAUGAUUACAGGAUGUUGGUGGACAUGCGCUGGAACAAACAAUAUUUGGGGAUUUUGGUCAAUAAGUUCAACUUUGAGGAUGAAGACAGCCGCGCAGAGUUUCUGCAGAGUCUGGAUGCUGUUGCUAACAGGAUGGCUCUGAUGAUGGACAGAGAGGAGAAGUCGGUUCUGUGUUCCUGUGCCCUCAACAAGUCUUCCCAGAAUUGUGCCCUGAGGAUCUCCAGCGCCUUCAGCAAAGGAAUGGUGGACGUGGCUCAGCUUCCUCACCCAGUCCUGAUGCAUCUUCAGACCUUCUUCCAACUCUGGGACUCUUUUGUCCUGAUGGCUGUGGAGAGCGGACAACUCAACAUCUCAGAUCACGUCAUGUAUGAGAUCCUGCAGCUGCUUCAGUGGCGUGAUCGUUUCUGGGACGUGUGCUGCUCUCUGCCGGCGGACCGCCAGGACGUGGCCGUGCUGUCGCUGCACUGGCAGUGGAUGCACAAGCACCUCCUCCUCCGCCUGCCUCCUCUGCUGCUGGGACCCGCCCACUCCACCACGGAAGGUCACCAGGAGCUGCAGACCGUCUCAGCAGCCAUCCAGGCCGUCCUGUCCACCCCCGUCUCUGUGACCGCCGCCCUCAAAGGCCUCCAGAGAACUCUGGGAAAAAUGUUACCUUUUAAGCUGGAGGCGGUGGCUGAGUGUGCGUCUCGGCUGAAGCUCCUCAGUGAAGCUCUGGACAUCAGCGAUCGGAGGCUGGAACGCUCUCUGGUUUCUCAGGAGCAGGAGCUGCUCCGACUGCAGGUUGCUGGACUCGGGUUUGAGGUUAAAGAAAGCCUCCUGGAAGCGCACGGCCUGGUUCUGCUAGCAAACAACCAGGUGGAUACUGAGAAGUCUGGCGUUCUAGAGAAGUUGUUGUUCAAUGUGGAGCAGCAGCAGAACCUCUUGACCUCCAAAGGGCUGCUGGAGAUCCGGUCCAUGUCUGAUGAGGAGGACCCAGCAGGAGCAGCCCAUUUGUCCAGAGAAGAGGUGCUGCAGCUGGGCCGCAGGAUCCAGCUCUGGCCGAUCACAGAGGUUCUGGCAGUCUUGAACCAGCUCCGGCUCAGCGCAGAUCUGCUGAACAUGGCAACUUCUCCUGGUGACCAGAACCAGGAGGACUGCUUACGCCGUGAGCUCUCCAAACACAUCAGUUACUGCCUCCAGUCCACCCCUAUGAGUGUUGGACUGCUCCAGUCCAUGUGGUUCCUUCUCCGCAGUGACCGGCUGAUGGAGGCAUUACCCCUGGUGUGGUGCCAGCUGUUGUCAGAGGCCUUGGGUGGUCUCUGGACUUGCAGCUUCAAUUCAGAACCGGACCGCUGGCUGAAAUGGGAGCUUUUGGCCAAUGAGACCCGGGCUUCUCCAAAGCUGCAGCAUGGAGCUGCCAACACGGGUCCCCCCCUGCUGAGCAAAGCCGUGUGGUCACGGUGCAUGAUGGGAGUCCUCGGUGCCGAUGGUUCGGGCCGGUGGGAGCCGGCCGGAUCGGCCCUGCUCUCUCUUUGCCGUGUCGGCCUCGGGGAGUGGAAGGGGAGGAUCCAGCAACUGCAGGAUGUUUCUGCUAUGCUGUGGGACAACAUGGGUGUGGCCGCGCUGGCUGAAUUCAGAGGAACAGACUUCAGGCUGCAGGGUGCAGUCCUGCAGCAACAGCUGCAGAGCAUGGUCAAGCUGCUGCCCCCCAGCCUGCAGGAGGGGUUCAUGGACAGCUGCAAGAACCUGGUGAAGGACCCAAAUCCUCUUGCAGCUUCCCAAGAGAUCCAGACAGUCUUCCGGGACUUCCUGCCUCCAGACCUUCUCCCUGAUGGUCUGCUGAGGGCCUGCAGCACCUGUCUGCAGCAGUACGUCCAGAGGAAAACCCAGACCUCCAACACACUCACUCAUUCCGGAGUUUUCUGGGUCAACAUGGGCCUUCUGCAGAUCAAAGUAUGGACGCCACAAACCAUCUUCGACCCGGCGUUGAAGCGGGCCUACAAACUCCGCUACGCUCAGCAAGAGCUGGUUACUCUGGAGAAUGAAUGGAGAGCUCGAAGCUUCUCUUCUCAGCUGAUGACCGGAUCAGAACUGGAGGAGAGCAGUGGCACAGACGGUUUCCAGCAUCCACGAAUCGGUUUUCUGUGGGUCCGCAUGCAGCAGGUGAAGGAACAGAUCUCAGAGCUCUCCAGGAAGCAGGCCCACCGCCCUCGUGAUCCUCAGUACGGUGCGCUCUUCCAGGACCUCCAGCAUUACCUGAGCAGCAUCGGACGCAUGUCUGCCAUCGAGGAGCUGCUGUCUCGGCUGCUGAAGGCCCUGCACGGUUCCUCCGAGUCCAGGUCGGCGGUCCAGGCUCUUCUGAAAGAGGAGGCUGUGUGGCAGAACUCCCAGCAGCGAUUCUGUCAGAAGUUGCUGGAGGAUUACCCGCUGUACCCGGACGUGGUCAGCCCCGUCAGAACCGGCAUCCUGCAGCUGCGGCAUGGCAUGAGGAUGGUGGCGUCGCAGCUGGCCGCGUCUCUCACUCCUGUGCCUGGACUGCUCCAGCUGAUGUCGUGCCUGCUGGCCUUCCCUUCCCCGUCCCCCGGCUUGCCUUCCUAUCUGGCUCAGGCAAACUUCCUGUGCUCCACGUCCUGCAUGGAUGUCCUCCGCAGCCUGACGAAGCUCCUGCCUCAGCAGGACCUCAGCCGUGUGAUUCCUCAGUCCUCCACUCUGCUGCUAAACGCUCUGCUGUACCUGCAACGCCACGCUCUGUCCACGGGGGAGUUGAAUGCAGAGGCGCACAGCCUCUUCAGGCACAUCUGUCAGGCUCUGGUGAACGAGUGGGACGAGCAGGAACGGCGGAAAAAGGAGAAGGAGCAGAUGGAGGCCAGUUUGUACCGCAACCGAAGCCGACUCCACGGUUCAGGACUGACCGAAGAGGAGCAGGAGGAGAAGGACUUCAGGUCCCAGUUCCCCCAGUUUAAGAAGGACUUUGCAGACAUCGUGUCUCAGCCCACUCUGGAAGGUCCGGCAGAUUCUGGACUGGAAGAAGGAGAAGCCCAACCAGAGCCCUGUGAGGCGGGGGUCAUUUCUGAGUCGGUGGCGAACGUGGUGAUCGCGGUGCAUCAGCGCAUAUGCUAUGGAUACGCCCGAUCGCUGUGGUACCAGAACCCAACACCAGCCAACCACAGCAAACAUCACAUCCAAGCCCUGGUCUCCUCAUAUCAGAUUGCAUCACCUAUAAUGUUGCGCUUCUACUAUCUGAUUGGCUCAGAAGUGGACCAGCAUCUGGCUGGCUGCGGACUCAUGCUCUCAGCCCUCCUCCAGAACACUGUGCAGAGCUCAGGGGGUCUCCAUGGUCUAGAGGUCACCUGGGAAGGUCCAUAUGACUUCUACCAGCAGCCCAACAUGAGCGAGGCCCGCCUCUGCCUCCCAGUUCUGGAACAGCUGAGCCAGGCGGUGAAGCAGAGGCUCAGAGAUUGGCCCGAACACCCAGCUCUCGUACAGCUGAUGGUGGUGAUGGAGAGGAUUCUGACCUUCAGUCUGGACAGCCCUCUGGCAAAGUUCCUAAAUGGUUUGGAGAUUCUUCUCUCCAAAGCGCAGGACUGGGAGAACAACGCCAGCCGCGCUCUCUCUCUGCGGAAGGAACUGGAAGCCGUCACCCAGCUCAUUAUCCAGUGGCGCAAACUGGAACUGAAUUGUUGGUCAAGCAGUUUAGACAACGCGAUGAUCCGACACACGCAAAAAUCCAGCAAGCAUUGGUUUGCCAUCUACCAGCUGGUGGAACGAUAUCUAGAGGAGCAGAGGACGGAGCACAACGCAGGUGAGAAAGAGGAGCGCCUGUCUCUGUCCUCGGCGUCCUCCACGCUCCAGGCCUUCAUUGAAGGCUCCACUCUGGGCGACUUCCACACGCGCCUGCAGAUGCUGCUGAACUUCCACUGCCACCUCCUGCUGGUGUCGGACCAGCCCGGACGAGAGUCUUUGUUGGCUCUCCUGUGGAACCUCCACAGAUACUACAGCCAGUUCUCCGAGAGCAUCCAGGCCAGAAUCACUCAGCUCAGGCAACCCAUUGAGAAGGAGCUCAGGGACUUUGUGAAGAUCUCCAAGUGGAAUGAUGUCAGCUUUUGGUCCAUCAAGCAGUCUGUGGAUAAGACUCACCGCACACUCUUUAAGUUUGUCAAAAAGUUUGAGGAAGCUCUGAGCAGUCCCAGUGUUCCUGCUCUGGUGGAGCAAGGAAGCAGUUUAAACCCUGAUGAUGUGGACGCUAACCUGGAGGAAACCCCUCUUCAUCGUGUCCAUCGGGCGCUGAGGAACACCCCACCUGGAAAGGGCAAAGAUCUGCAUGUGGAGGGUGAUGGUCCAGAAGGCGAAGCCGAAUCCUUACAGGCCCGUCUGCCUGCUCUGUUCAGGAAGAUGAAGAAGAUGUGUGUUCAGCUGCUGAAGAAGAACCCGGUGCCUGAGCUGACGGAAGAUCUCGACUGCUUCACUGGCGAGGUCAUCACCAACAUGCGUGAGCUGCAGAGCCUGAACAUUGACCUGACUGUGGAGAAGGAGAAGCAGAAGGCUGAGGUGAAGCACAUCCUGCAGCAGAAGCAGAGGGCUCUGUCCGACCUGUUCAAGAUGCUCGCUGCCAUAGGCCUGUCGUACCGCAAAGGCCUGACGUGGAGCAGAACCACAGACCCUGAGAAAACUCUAAGCAUUCAGCCGCUGGAGAUGAAACCAGCAGUGACUAUUGGGAGCACCCAGGACCCUGCUGAGAACAUGUUGCUGACAGAGCUGCUGACGGCGUGGGACGGCUGUCAGAAAUACUUCUACCGUUCGUGGGCCCGGAGAACAGCCCUGCAGACGGCUCUGCAGCACGCAGCCAAGGAGCUGGGUGUGGCGAACAUAGACCGCUGUCGAGGCUUCUCUUCUCACCUGUUCAAGCUGCUGCUGGGACAGAGGCGCCGGCUGGUCCGGAUCACCCAGCGCUGGGUCGACCUGCGAAAGUUGACCAACGGCAUCCAGAGUAUUAAAGCUCACACCCAGACCCCCCCUGUGGACUCAGGGUGCACCCUCCCUCCCCAAGAUUCCCUCCAGGACUGGCUGAUGAGGGGCCGGGCGCUGGCCGCUCAGUGUGCCACUCUUUUGCAGCAGCUGUGCUGGCUGCUGCAGUGCUGUCCUGAAGAUGGCCAGCAGAGGGAGCAAGCGAGUAGCCAGCCCCCUCUGAGCUGUGUGUCUCCAGUGGAGGCCCUGCGCCAGCCCCCAGGCUGCCUCAUGAGGAGGGGGGAUGCUGUGUGGACGGAGCUCCACCAGCAUGUGGUGGAGAUGCUGCAGAGGACCCAGAACCUCCAGCAGGACCUGAGUUCUGUGGAUCAGGGGGGCUCAGUUCUGCUCACAUGGAGCAACUUUGACACGUGCUGCUCUGCAGUGGAGCAGCUGGGAGGCGUGGCGGCUCAGAUGUCCGGCAUAGAGAAGCUCUUCUCGUUGUCCACGUCUGUGGGUGGUCCUGGUUGUCAGCCGGCUGUGACCCAGAGCCUGCAGUUCGUUCGAGCGCAGACGGAGGCCUUCAGCGCAGACUUCACAGCCUGGAGGACGCAGCUGCUCUGCCUGGGACCUCAGCCGUCAGACGAUCAGUCGAGUUUUUCCUCCGAGUUCUCUGCUGAGCUGGAGGCGAACAUCAACACGGUUCUGUGCGCCGUCCAGACUCUAGUCAAGAGACACAGAGACCAGGGGAAAGACGGGAAAGAUGAUGCCGAGGAGGAGGAGGACCUGCUGAAGCCGGGCCACCUGACUCGCCUCCUGGAGGAGGAACUGGAGGCUGAGCUGGACUCUCUCUCUGCGGGAGACGUUUGCGUCCGUCUGGAGAAACUUCUGCAGACCCUGAGGGGGCGCAGAGACUCGUGUUCUCCUCUGGAGUUUCAGGAGGUCAACGACGCCUGCAGGAGGGUGGUGCGUCUGCAUCCACUGCUGGAGAUUUACUGCGACAUGCUGCGCUACUAUCUGACUGUGUUGGUGGGAGUCCACCGGAGCACCGGGAAGCUGCUGUCCGUCCUGGCCAGCAUCUUCACAGAGCUCGCUCAGAAGGGCUUCUGCCUCCCUCAGGAACUCAUGCCGGGAGGGGAUGGGGAGGGCGCCACGGAGUUCCACGACUACGAAGGGGGUGGGAUCGGCGAGGGCGAAGGCACCAAAGAUGUCAGCGACAAGAUUGAGAACGAAGAUCAGGUGGAGGACACUUCACAGGAAGGUCAGGAAAAGGAGGAGCAGCAGGAGAAGGGAGACAUAAAGUCAGAGGAGAACGCCAUAGAAAUGUCGGAGGACUUUGACGGCCAGAUGCACGAUGGAGAUGAGAACGAAGAAGAAGAUAAAGACGAUGAGUCGGACAAAGAGGACAAUGAGGAGCUUGACAAGAAGAUGGGAGAUCUAGGAGAAGGUCAGACGGACACCCUAGAUGAGAGGAUGUGGGGGGACGAUGAAAAUGAAGACGAGGAUGGAAGUGACAAAGAGGAGGAGUCUGGACAGGGCAUGGACCAGGGAGAGUCCGAGCUCGUGGCCAAAGACGAAAACUUGGACUCUGCAGAACCAAACAAGGAGAAGAAGAAUGAAGAAGAACAAACGGAUGAGGAUGACAGAGAGCAGAUCAAUGAGCAAGGAGAUCAGAGGGACUUUGACGAGAACGAGGUGGACCCAUAUCACGGACAGCAGGAGAAGGCGGCCGAGCCGGAGCCAAUGGACCUGCCUGAAGACCUUGCCCUGGGCGACGAUGAGGAGGGGGGCGACGAAGAAGAGGGGGAGAACCCAUUUGACCUCGAUGAGAAAGCCAUGGACCAGGAAGUGAAGGAGGAAGAGCCUGAAGACGGAGGGGAGGGGAUGGAGGAGAACCAGCCUGAAGAGGCAGAGGGUCAGGAGCCCAAAACUCAGGAGGAGGAGAACGAGGAGGAAGGAGGCAAUGGGGCAGAAGUGAAGGAGGAAGAGAAGGAGCCAGGUGAAGAAACAGAAGAGGCGAAAGAAGACAGAGAUGCAGGAAAUAAGGAGGAGCCGGCGGUUCCUGUGGACAAAGGAGACCACCCAAAGGAUGAGGAAGAAGGUGAGGAUGAGGAGCACCCUGACUCAGCUGAGAGGAAGGAGCACAGCACAGACGGUCAGACUGGAGAAGACAACCUUCAGAGUGACGCGGCGGUGGAGGUGGCAGGGGAGGCGUCGCAGAGAGACCAGGCCAAAGAGGAGCACGGCAGCGGAGCAGCGGACGCCAGCCAGUCAGAGGGUCACGAGUCCAAACUGACGGCCAGAAUGGCCUCUCAGUCGCAGACGCAGAAGAAGACCCAGAGCUUCAAAAGGAAACCGGGCCAAGCGGAUGAGGAGCGGUCCACUGGGGACUACAACGAGCGCGUCAACAAGCGGCUCCGGAUGGUGGCCAGCAGUGAAGAGCGCUCCAAGAGAAACAAGCCGAGCGACGGCAAGCAGGAGUCGGACCUGCACGAGCACGUCAGAGAGGGGGAGAUGGACCAUGAUGCUCAGACUUAUGAUGUUGCCAGUCUGGAGCAGCAGAAAGCAAUGGGGCUGCAGAAGAAUUUGAACGAAGAUCAGGAGGAUGAGGAUGUAGCCAUGGAAACAGAGCAGCCGGAGGAGGAGCUCAAAGCCGCUGAGGUCCAGGAGCUAAAACCGGAGCAGUUGGACUCCUCCAGAUCCUCCCAAAGAGGCGCAGACAGCGGGGAGAUGGAGGUUCAGCGGCAGGGAGAGGAAGAGGAGGACGAGAGGCAGAAGGACCGACAACAAGUUGGAGAUGAAGAGCGAACUCAAAGGAGCUCUGAGUCCACCGUUCACACGGUUCCAGAGCUGCUGAUGGAGGCCACACAGAGAGAGGAGAGCGACCCAGAGGAGCUGAGGAAGGAGAUGGAGCUGCAGCUGGAGCUCUGGAGCAGACUGGGACCUGGGACGCAGGAGGAGGAGAGCCAAGCAGCUUGCAUGUGGCACCGGUACCAGAACCUGACGGCGGCUCUGUCGCAGCAGCUGUGCGAGCAACUCCGCCUCAUCCUGGAACCGACGCAGGCCGCCAAGCUGCGGGGAGACUACCGCACAGGCAAGCGUCUGAACAUGAGGAAGGUCAUCCCUUACAUCGCCAGCCAGUUCCGCAAGGACAAGAUCUGGCUGAGGAGGACCAAACCCAGCAAGAGGGAGUACCAGAUCUGCCUGGCUGUGGACGACUCGUCCAGCAUGGUGGACAACCACUCCAAACAGCUGGCCUUCGAGUCGCUGUCGGUCAUCGUCAACGCUCUGACGCUGCUGGAGGUCGGACAGGUUUCCGUGUGCAGCUUUGGCGAGCAGAUGCAGCUGCUGCAUCCCUUCCAGCAGCAGUUCAACGACGAAUCAGGAGCUCGCAUCCUCCGGCUCUGUCAGUUCCAGCAGAAGAAGACCAGAAUCGCACAGUUCUUGGAGACGUCCACCAAAAUGUUCCUCUCAGCCCGUCAGCAGAUUCCUGGAUCUUCCAGCUCAGAGACGGCUCAGCUGCUGCUCAUCGUGUCUGACGGCAGAGGCCUCUUCCUGGAGGGGAAGGAGCGCGUGACGGCGGCGGUGCGAGCUGCACGCAACGCCAACAUCUUUGUGAUCUUUGUGGUUCUGGACGACCCCAACUCACGGGACUCCAUCCUGGACAUCAAGGUUCCCAUCUUCAAAGGUCCAGGAGAACUUCCGGAGAUCCGCUCCUACAUGGACGAGUUCCCUUUCCCGUUCUACGUCAUCCUGCGGGACGUCAACGCGCUGCCGGAGACUCUGAGCGACGCGCUCAGGCAGUGGUUCGAGCUGGUGACGGCGGCAGAUCCAUGACCGCCGUUCACGCUCUGGUGGAGAAGAACAGCUGCAGAGGAUUUUCCUGAUCUGCUGUCCUGCAGGUCUGAGCUCCAUGGAGCUCCAUGCGUUCACCUGUGAUGGAAGUGACCCCCAUACCUGAAGCUCAAACUUAUCUCAAGCACUUUGGAGCAGCCGUGGUGUCUGUCAAGGAAGCAUCUCAGUGAGCUUUAAAGCAGAACCAGAGCCUGAUCAAAUCACACUUUCACAAUAAAAGAAGGCAUGUAGUGCUGGAAAAGAAUGAGAACAUUCAGCUGAUCCAAAAAAUGUGAACUCAGUCAUUGACUUGAAGCUUUGAACUUCUGAUCAGAGAAAAAGGGAUGAAUCAGGAGUUCUGCAGAUGUUUUAAUUCAAAAGUCACACUGAAGAAGAAGCCAUGAACUUUUAUUUUCAGUCCUUGUUGUGCAGGUGUUUUUACCUUUAAGACAAAAAGGUGAAAAGGAGCGUGUGAUUUGCUGAGCUGUUGUCUACAAUUAAAGUCGAUGACAAAAUGUG